AUGAAUUGUUCGACAACAACAGAUAUACAAAAUCGUUAUUUUUUAAUCGGAAAUUUCGGUGCUUUAGUUUUUAUGAUAAUAUAUAUUGGAUUCUAUGGAAUGGGUAUGAUUGUUUAUUUUACAUGUCAAUUUAUGAAUGAAUCUCGAGAUAAUCAUGAAAAUGAAAUUCCAGAUGAAUUUUUUUCAACAUUUCAUCAUAUUAAUGAACGACAAGAAAUAUAUAAUCAACUAACUGAUGAAAAUCUAAUUAAAAAACUAUAUAAAAUCUAUUAUUCAAAUGAACCAAAUAAUUCAAAAUUCAUUGAAGAAAAAGUAAAUCAAUGUUCAAAAAAAUAUCAUCUAAAAAUUCAAAAUCUUAAAUCAAGACAUGCAUAUUAUGUUAUAGAAACUUUAACACCACCAACACUUACUACUAUUUCAUAUACAAAUUAA
Molecule: messenger RNA, 432 nt
Organism: Rotaria sordida
Lineage: Eukaryota; Metazoa; Rotifera; Eurotatoria; Philodinida; Philodinidae
Source: the annotation of a GenBank genome assembly